Messenger RNA from Anneissia japonica, 5751 nucleotides. Its product is annotated as protein KIAA0100-like. NCBI's taxonomy places the organism in Eukaryota, Metazoa, Echinodermata, Crinoidea, Comatulida, Comatulidae. The record is from RefSeq and is a predicted model, not a curated record.
CAAACAAAAUAUCAGAACUGUACACCUCUCUGGCAAAGAAGAAUGUUGACAUCUACAUAAAGCGUUCUCAGAAACUGUACGCGAACACACCAAUGCGACAAGCAUUGAUGACGCUAACCGUGGAUGACAUGGAAGUAAUUAUAUUAGCAGAUCCGUCGAUGAAUGGUAAAAAAAGUAUAAUUAAUAUCAUGAAGGAAAUAGAUCAUUCUAGUGUGCCCCCAACUGAUGACAUGAAUUUUACAACUCUAUGGUGCCGUGUGGUUAGAGGGAACGUGCAACACCUUGAUAUCGGUUUACGAGACUAUCCCCUGCGAGUAGUUGAACUGAGUGACUGGAUGUGGUGGGGGAGGCUGCUAGGUGCUGAACAAGAAGGGGUACCAAGAGCAAAAAGGGAAACAGUGGUGGAAGUUGGCACCCCCUGGAGUAAUGCCACGGUCAUUCGCAGUAUGCCAGCACUCAAGUUCUAUCAUGACUUAGUUUCAGAUAUCAAUUCAUGGGAUGUGGCAUAUGGUCCAUGCUUUGAGCAAACCUGGACACAGUUAAACAUAUGUAUGAACAACUUAAACAAGCCCUCUUUAGAUCCCAGCUUUCCUCUACCAUUUUGGGACAAGAUGAGGUUGCUUUUCCAUGGUAGGCUUAUUUUAACCAUUCAGCGGUGGAAUUACUUGUGGCUAAGCACUAAAGAUUGUUACAACACCACAGAACAUUUGGAUUGGGAGUUUGCUGAUGUAUAUCUUGAUUGGACUAAUGCUCAUUUUCUGUUCAAAGGUGAACUUGAUGUUUAUGUGAGGACAGCUUCCAAGUACGAUGAUGUCAGACUUCUCCACAUUCCUAAAUUUCGAUGGGAAAUUGGUAUUGAGUGGAUAACCAAUGGAGAUGCCAAUGAUCAUCACGUGAUCAUGCCAUGUGCUCCCGACAAAGUUCCCGAACAUUCUAUUAAACAGAGUUUACACCACUUCCAAAGUGCAUCAUUGGUACACGAUUCAUAUGCUCUCUUCAGGUCACAUAAUCUGAACUUAAAGAUGAGUUUAGAUGUCAAAGUUAACAAAAAGGAAGGGGAAGACUUGGAUGUUCCUUCAAUACUUUUCUACAGCAGUACAAUGCGAUGGCUCCAGAAUUUUCAGGCAGUUACUAUCAGAAAUGUUACCCGGCCCACAAGAAGAGGAAAAUUAUUCAGCAACACCAAACCACGAAAAUUUGCUUUGAGCCGAAUGUACAAAAAUGUAGAGUUCAAUGCCAAAUUCCCCCAGCUUCAAGUGAACUACUGGGCAUCCGGUGCUAAGCAGCGGGGCAUUGAGAUGUGUCUAGGGAAGGGUAGCUUUACAUCAAAGUUCAACCUGCAACUCAAUGACCCUCGUGAUGGACUCGUUCACAGAACGGUGGCUGAUUGGAGUGUGACUGGAAUGGUCUUUGACGUCGGGGAAAGUCAUGCCUACCUCUACACAACAGGAACUGAUAAUUACCAAGUUGGAAUGCCUUCUAAGUCAGCUUCAGACAGACACCAUGUUGCAAGUGUUGAAAAAGUUGUAUAUUGCCGCCAAAGUUCAAGUCCGAGUAGGACACCUUCUGUUGAGGAACUACAGGAAGGGGUACCCCUAACCUCAGACACAGAUCAGACAGAAGAUGGAGGAAAUGACAAGGGCUUCAUACAUAAACUUGUUGUUUAUGAGUUUCGUGGCUCAUGGACACGGUUUAAUCGUGACGCUGUCCUUGGGAUGUACGAUGCCUACAGUACAGCUCAGACUCUGAAGCACAACCUGUCCACAGAGGCCCUCAAAGGCAUUAAAGUCGACAGCAAAGGACCUCGAUCUCACACCCCGAUGACUCCACCCAACAGCACCAGUGGGUCAUCAACCACAACUGGUACCACUCCAAGUCCAAUGUCCUUGCUUCAAGGGGGACACGGUGCGAACAUGCUCCACCAACUUCUUUCGGAGACUGCCACCAAGUUUAUGGUGUUUUCUGAGGAAAUUUCUGGAAGUAAUGAGAUGCUGUUUGGCGCUCAGGCCUGUACCACGGAUGAUGUCAUGCUUAAGAAUUGGCUAAUUGAGUUUGUUAAUAGCCAGGUGAUGCUAAAAGGUUGCGAGAGGUCAGGGUAUGUCAUUGUAAGUGCUGCCAAUGCUCAGGUUAUGCAGUGUCGCCAUUGGCCAGCAUGGAGGGGUGGACAGCUGACGAAUAAGACAACUUGGGUAGGAAAAUUGGACAGCAUGCAGUACUUUGCUACUGUUGAAUCUCCCACUUCAGCCAGCAAUGAAAAUGUAUUAUGGUUGUCAAAGAGCUACAUAGAACGCACAAUGCAGCAGCAAGCCGUCGAUCUCACAGACAUCCCUGAUCUAGUUGGCAGCGGUGAGUCUGUUGGCGGUGUUGUAAGCGACACAGUUGGGGCAACAGAAUUCCAAGAUGAGGCAGUACAGCUUCAGCGCAUUAUUUCUCGUUGCAGUUGUCAGUUCUACUACGCCAGCUAUGGAGAGGAGUUGGACCCCGAAGUAGCUGCAGAACCCCCUCCUGACAAUUCUGAGAGUAGUGUUGAGGGCGGUAUACUGCACCAGGAUGAAGCUGUUAACUCGUUCACCUUGAUGCAUCAAGACCUGGAUGUGUGUACUAACUCAGCUCAGUAUUCUACUAUCAUGGAUAUCAUCAAUAAUCUACUGCUCUAUGUGGAACCAAAGCGAAAGGAAGCAACAGAGAAACUGCAAGGUAUGCGAUUCCACUUUCAGUUACGAAGUGAGGAGGACCAGAAGGGUCCUAUUCUGUCAUUACAGAACAAGUUAAGGAAAAAUUUAGCAGAGCUAAGGAGAUUAGAGAAGGAGUUGUAUGGAAUUCACAGACAACUUGAGGCAAAUCCAGAUGACCCUAAUUUUUUGCAGCAAAGUAUGGAUGUAGAGGAACAAGUUGUGGACUGUAAGGAGAGUUUACUUACAGCGAGUGAUGACCUUCAUGUCAUGGUUAGUGUUUACAAAGAAAUUCAACUAAAACGUGCAAUGAAACUCAAAAUUCAAAGUGACCAGGGAGUUAGAGUUGUACGGCGUGUCGAGAUGUGCUUCAGCCUAGCAAAAUGGAAACUAACAGAGAAAGAUGGACAGCUGGGAAUGUCCUAUUUUGAGAUUCGCCAAUUCAAGUACACAAGAACCAGUAAGAAUGAUGAUUCUGGUAAUCACUUUAUGGAAAUUGGAUGGGUUACCUUGAAAAACUUGCUUCCCAAUGAAAUUUACCAGGAUGUCCUAAGGCCACAAGAUAUGGGGAAGACAAGACAAGUGACGAUGAGGAUUAUCUGCCGAGGCAAGCCACCGGUAGGGGGAAUCGCAGUGCAGGAACACUUUGAAGUGAAUGUCGUCCCUCUUACCAUUCAACUGACCUACAAUUUCUUCAAACACAUGAUGGGGUUUUUCUUUCCUGGUAGAAAUGUUGACCAAGAACCUGGAGAAGACCAUCAGCUCAAGAAUAGACUGGAUAUUGAUGAUGAUACAGAAAGCAUUUCUUCUCGAGUCAGUAAGACAAGUGUUCGAUCAGGCAACAGUGAUGACUCUGGCCACUUAGCAUCAACCACUUCCAGUAGAGACAGUUUUAGGGUGAAAAAGAAGCAGGAAUCAAGAAAAACACAGAAUUCAGAUGACAUUGAGAAAAUGAAGGAACGUGCUGAGAGAAACAACACAUUCUUUUACAUCAAGAUACCACCGCUUCCUCUAUGUAUUAGUUAUAAGGGUGGUAAAGACAAAAAUAUUGAAGAUGUUCACAACUUGAAUAUUUUACUCCCGACCCAAGAGUACCAUAAUCGUACAUGGACAUGGCUUGAUCUUCUAAUGGCUUUAAAACGAGAGUAUAAACAAGCACUGUUGUCUCAGGCUAUCAAGGAGAAACUAAAGUUCAGAUUGCCUGUUGGAAAGACUGAAGGACCAACAGGAAAGGAGAGUCAAGCUGAUGAAGAUGCUGAUAAAGCCAAGCUUUUAUUUGGUGCCAAAGCUCCUAAUAUUGCCAGUAACGUAGAAAAGCCAAAGAAAGUACUAUUUGGUAAACCUCCAAAAAACUAGGGUUUUCAUGCAAUUCUGUAUUAAGUAUUAUAUUGAAAUAUUUAUAUGAUUUUAUACAGUAAAUAUUAUUAGUUGAACUUAAAUAGGGCUUGGCAACCAGAGUUUUACUUACUUUUAUAACAAAUUUGUGUUUAAAAAAUCAUGUUGGUAAACUGAUUUUUUAAUUAUAAACAGAACGUAACAUGAUGUUAAUGAAGUUAAUUGUAAAUAUGCUAAUUAUCAUGUCAUCUUGAAAUUACUUUUUGAAAUUAUUAAAUUAUAGUUGUCCAUGUGAAACAAUCAAUCUGCAUUACUGUUACCAGAAAACACAUGGGCAUCAUUGACGGGAUUCAUCAAUGGUAUUUGAAAUAAUCUGAUUAAACUAUAGACUUUUUACAAAUAUGUUUCUAAAUAUAUACACAAGUUGGUUAGUAGAUUUUUUUACAUGGGCUAUAAGCAUGAAUGUACAAAUUAUCUCCAAUUACUAGAAAUUAAUGGGAGAUAAAUCUUCAAAUCAAAUCAAAAAUAUAUUUCUGCAAUUUUAAUUAUACAAACCUUAUUCUUUUUACCACCUUUCUCUUCCCUUUGCCUUUAAACCCUUCCCACUUUCUGAAACCAUUACUGCUUUCUGAGAGUGUGUGAGACUUUACAGUGGUAUUCACUGAUAUUUUUAGUGGUUGUAUUGAAAGAGUUGUACCAGCAGUAAAGAAAUAACUGAAUCAUGACUUGGCUAAAUUCUAAAUGUGUAGUACAUAUUGUCUAGUUACAAGUAGAAGUCUAACAGGGGUUCCAAUUUGUCACUUCUGGGAGAUCUGUUUAAAUAAGCUUUCUUAACACAUUUAAUGUUAUUUUUGCUGCACGUGGUGAAUACCCGUCACCACUGACUUCCAUGAGAAAAUUGAUAGUAAAGUAGUAAAAAAAUGCAAAUAUUAAGAAUUUGCGGUAGAUGGGACAUUUUCCUGGAGAUUCUUGCUUCCAUGUUGGAGUGCGGGAGACUGUACCAAUUUGCGAGAGAUUCUGAGAAUUUCGUGAGACUUUGGAAUCCUGAGUUGAAUUUGGUAAGUUUGGAACCACCUUUAGUACAAGUUGACUACCAACAACUUUGUAAUAGACAAUUACAAAUUUUUCCCCCAAAUCGUUAAUAAGUCAAAUUUAAUCAGGAUGGCACUAGCCUGAAAUAAGAUAAUUAAAUGUUUAAAUAUGAUAUGAAUGUUGUGCAGAGUUCCUAUUUAUAAUGCGAAGCAUUUAAUGAUCUAAAUUAUUUCACAUGUCAAAGAGCAGUCAUUUUACAUUUUUAUAUUGUUUUGUUUAUUGUCUUACAGCCACACAAUUUGCAGAUUCUGUUUCUAUUUGCUUAACCUGUGAAAGAUCAUGAUAAUAUUGUAAUUAUUUACUGAAAAGUUAUUUUCAUACUGAAAUUUAGGUAUUAAAUGUUAUAAUAUUGUUUUCCUUUUUAUUUAUUAUUAUUAUUUGUGGAUUUCACCAAGAUAGACAUAAAGUAACACAAGCUCUCAAAUUAAAUCUAUUAUAUAUAUUUUAAAAACCAGAUGAAAUUAUUUGAAGAUUAUUAUCAUUGUUGUUAUCAAUAUUUUGUGUAUUAUUACAACUACAAAAAAAGUCUUAUCUUUAUAAAUGUGCAGUGUACAAGAAAUGUAAUGAUUGUAUUAGCAAAUAUAAAUCAACUAUAUUGCAAUAUAAUUAUGAUAAUAUCGAUUAAAAAUCUAUCAAGUAUCAUUUAUAGAAA